Molecule: messenger RNA, 1797 nt
Organism: Lytechinus variegatus (green sea urchin)
Lineage: Eukaryota; Metazoa; Echinodermata; Echinoidea; Temnopleuroida; Toxopneustidae
Exons: 2
Coding region: 166-606 (146 amino acids)
Source: RefSeq, a predicted model, not a curated record
AGAAACUGAGAAGUGCUAUCCAUGGAAGCACACCCUAACAGGUUCAUCUGCCAGAAGUGGCCCAACAGGAAGCACUGAAUAUGGAGUUAGAUUAUAAAGAAGUCUUUGUAAUGAUGGAGGACAAACUCAACAAACUUGAGUCAAAGGUCAAGAAAAUGCCCAGAAAUGUUCCACCAGAACCAGUGUCAUGUCACCCAGUGUAAACAGGGAUACACCCCCUAUCUGGUGUUCACCAUCUUCCAAGCAUCAAUCAGAGAAAGAGUGUCUACCAGAGACAAGGACAUUCCACCAAUCUUCAAGUCUUCAUCUACAGUGUACCAGGGAUAUCUGAUGUUACUGGACUUUUGCCUGAAGUAUGAUCAACAUAAGAAUGGAUUUGGCACCAAUGUUCCUAAUGUUCCUCGCAUUCACGAUGGAGAAGGUUUACAGGGAUGUGCUCUUGACACCAGUCAUUAUCUACAUUCUAUGUCUGGUGUCUGGUGUAAGCCCUACUUUAAAUGGGCCUUUUCAGAUCAAUUUUUUACUAGUAUGGUGUUUGGUGUUAUGUGUUCGGCUAUGUGGAAUAUUACUCCAAUGACUAGAAUAUGCUCAAGCCUUAAUAUCUGACUUUAUGAUGACUUUUAUGUAGCUCCACAGAGCAGGUCCAAGCUAUUUUUUCUUGCUGAUACAUGUAGUUGUAGUAGAUGAAAUAAUUUACAACUUUAUAUUGAUGAAGUUUGUAUUUGUUAUUAUAUUGUGCUGACUAUUCUGCAAAAGUGGAUCCAAAGGUUUUCCAGAGUUUUUCCCCUUAUGAGUUUUAUCUCUGGUUUUUUACCCUGGAUCUACUUGUCGUGGAACUAGUCAGCAGGGGGGGGGGGGUAAAGGGAAUGGGGGUGGGGUGUUUUAGGGUAAAUAAGUCAAAAUUGCAUAUGGAUUAGCAACGACAUCUCCCAACUUUUCUCUUUGAAGUCUUGCUCAUCUUUUGAUAACAAAUUUUGUAUGCCUGGAUAUGUGGGUCCAAAGUUUUUUUACACUUUGUAUUGAAGGCACGCAAGAUGCAAAAUUGGUCAAAAGCAUGAUUUUUGUAUGUACAAAUGUACAAAUCUAAGGCAAGUCCUGUCUCUUGCCAAAAUUCAUCAAUGUAAAUCAACUACUUUUAUGUGAAAAAAACCCCUCAAAACAAGUUGAAAAACAAAGGUCCAAGGUCGCAAAGGUCAUUAUGAACAUAUAUACAUUCAAAUAUUUAAUUCCUGAGAUAAUUGAAAAACUAUUCAAGAUCAACUGCGAAUUUAGUUGAUAAUAUACCUUUAUUGGAAAGGCAAUGAUCUUACUAGAUUUUGAGGUCUGGAGGUCAAUGUUCAUAGAGGUCACGGUAAACCUUAAAGUAUCUUUUUCUCAUGAUAACAAACCUUUUUAGUAUUUCACCUUAAACUUUACUCGAGUACAUGUAUGCAUAUGGAAGUGGUAAUGACCUGAUUAGCUAUUAGGGUCAUGAGGUUCAAAGGUCACAUAGGUCAUUAUAAACAGUAAUAUCUUGUUCUUGCAAUAAACUAUAAUUGUUGGGGUCUUGAGAACAAAGUACGGAGUUCAUUUUAUACAUUGUUCCUGAUUUCCAACAAACUGUUUGAGAGCUGAUUGCCAAUCAAAGACUCAUGUAUCUAUCUAUGAGAGGUUGAUUUUUGCCAGAUUUUAGGGUCACAAGGUCAGGGAUCAAAGGUUACAGAUGUUAUCAAUUCAAAAUAUUGUCCAGUACUGUGUGCGCCUCACCGGCGACUGACUGGAAUACUCCCCAGGGAGUGGAGGAUGUGCACACAUUGU